Messenger RNA from Humulus lupulus (European hop), 2004 nucleotides. Its product is annotated as cytochrome P450 93A3-like. The transcript has 2 exons. The coding region runs from base 246 to 1799 and encodes 517 amino acids. Lineage: Eukaryota; Viridiplantae; Streptophyta; Magnoliopsida; Rosales; Cannabaceae. The record is from RefSeq and is a predicted model, not a curated record. Gene Ontology annotation, molecular function: monooxygenase activity; iron ion binding; heme binding.
UUUGUCAUUCUAAAUCACAUAAAUUCGAGUAGUAAUGUAAAUUCAAAAACAAAAGGUAAAAAAACAAUAUACCAAAAUAAUUUGACAUCAAAACAGCAAUUUGAAAAAGUGAAAAAAAAAAAUUCUGUUUUUGUUAGACAUACAAGAGUGGUUGAGUGCUUUGUACUAACUUGAUAGUCCCCAUCUCAAUAAUAUAAAACUACCCUCACUUUUGUAUCUAAGUACAAGAAAACAGAGUUGCAGCCAUGGAAAGUUUCCAAGGCUACACCAUACUUUUUCUGGUUUGGCUAGUCUCCACCAUGCUUGUUCGAGCCAUGUUGAGCAAAAAUAGAACCAUGGUUCGUCUUCCACCGAGCCCAUUCGCUCUUCCAAUCAUUGGACACCUUCACCUCCUUGGUCCAAUACCACACCAAGCUUUCCACAAGCUCUCAAACAGCUAUGGACCCUUGAUUUAUCUCUCUCUUGGCUCUGUUCCCUGUGUUGUGGUUUCCUCCCCUGAAAUAGCCAAGCUGUUCCUUAAGACACACGAAGCUUGGUUCUCAAACAGACCCCAGUUGAGUGUCCUUGAACACCUUUCUUAUCCCUUAACUGACUUUACCUUUGCACCGCACGGACCUUACUGGAAGUUCAUGAAGAAAUUGUGCAUGUCUCGGCUUCUUGGUGGCCAAACACUUAAUCAGCUUCUUCCAGUUAGGAGUGAAGAAAUAAAGAGAUUCUUGAAGCUGAUGGGCAAAAGUGCCGAGUCAAAGGAACCAGUAGAAGUUUGUAAGGAGCUAACUAAGCUUACAAAUAAUACCAUAACAAGAAUGAUUAUGGGGAAAAGGUGUUCUGGCGAUGAUGAUGAUAAUGGCCGUAUUGAAGCUGAGAACAUAAAGGAGCUGGUCAAGGAGAGAAACCAACUUGUUGGGAGAUUUAAUUUGUCCGAUUUUUUUUGGUUCUGUAAAACCUGGGAUUUGCUAGGAUUUGAGAAAAAAGGCAAAGGGUUUCAUGAAAAGUUUGACUCUAUGAUAGAGAAGAUCAUAACAGAGCACGAAGAAGCUAGGAAUGUGAGAAAGGGAAGAGAUGACAUUCAAAAGGACUUGCUUGAUAUUUUGCUCGAUAUAGCAGAAGAUGAAGAUAACAAGUCAGAUAUCAGAUUAGGGAGAGAUAAUAUUAAGGCAUUUAUUCUGGACAUAUUUGUAGCUGGUACAGGGACAUCUGCCAUAACUAUAGAAUGGGCACUAGCAGAGCUGAUAAACCACCCAAACAUUAUGAAAAAAGCAAUAGAAGAAAUAGAUAGCAUAGUUGGGAAAGCCAGACUAGUAGAGGAGUCAGACAUUGUUGACCUUCCAUAUAUUCAAGCUAUAACAAAAGAGACACUGAGGCUUCACCCAGCUGGGCCACUAAUACUCAGAGAAUCAACUGAAAACUGCACCAUUAAUGGAUACUAUAUUCCUAAAAAGACCCGUGUGUAUAUUAAUUCAUGGGCUAUUGGUAGAGAUCUUAAGUAUUGGGAAAAUCCACUUGAGUUUAAACCAGAGAGGUUCCUAAGUGAAGAUGGGAGUGGAAUUAUCAACCAUCUGGAUGUGAGGGGACAAAACUUCAAUCUUUUGCCGUUUGGGAGUGGAAGAAGAGGGUGUCCCGGAACUUCACUUGCUUUGUUGAUCAUUCAAACAAGUCUUGCUUGUAUGAUUCAGUGCUUUGAGUGGAGGAUUUUUGAAGGGCUUAAUGACAAGGUUGAUGUUGAGGAGGGACCUGGGCUCACUCUUGUUAGGGCUCAUCCCUUAAUUUGUGUUCCAGUUUCUAGGUUCAUCCCUUAACUUGUUUGAGGGAUCUGUUAAUAAGGAAGAUUACACAAUAAUUCCUGAACUGCAUUUGGAGAUUUACUAUUGUAAGUUGCAUUUUUUGAUAAUGUGCAUUAGUACUUCUACAAAUAUUGUUCACAAUUUUGUAACAAACAUGUACUUUUUUCAGAUAUUAUUAAAAUUAUUGCUCACAAUUAACUCAACCGAAAAAAAAUGUGUA